Messenger RNA from Hemicordylus capensis (graceful crag lizard), 1525 nucleotides. It is a transcript of the gene EEF1G, whose product is annotated as eukaryotic translation elongation factor 1 gamma. Gene Ontology annotation, molecular function: translation elongation factor activity. The transcript has 10 exons. Gene Ontology annotation, cellular component: nucleus; cytoplasm. The record is from RefSeq and is a predicted model, not a curated record. NCBI's taxonomy places the organism in Eukaryota, Metazoa, Chordata, Lepidosauria, Squamata, Cordylidae. Gene Ontology annotation, biological process: translational elongation. Bases 109 to 1404 code for a protein of 431 amino acids.
AUAAGGGGGAGGGGAGGGGGGCGCGCGCGGCAUGUCGUGCUCGUCAGUCCGGCUUGCUGCUUUACGGCCGUCUCGCGCGACGCUCCUCCUUUUCCUCUCCUCGCUAAGAUGGCGGCGGCCGGGACCCUCUACACCUACCCCGAGAACUGGCGGGCCUUCAAAGCCCUCAUUGCCGCCCAGUACAGUGGGGCCAAGAUCCAGGUGCUCUCCGCCCCUCCCCAGUUCCACUUUGGGCAGACCAACAAGACCCCCGAGUUCCUGAAGAAGUUUCCCGUCGGGAAGGUGCCGGCCUUUGAAGGGGACGAUGGAUUCUGCGUCUUUGAGAGCAACGCCAUUGCCCACUACGUCAGCAACGCAGAGCUGCGAGGAGCCAGCCCGGAGGCGGCCGCCCAGGUCAUCCAGUGGGUCAGCUUUGCCGACAGCGACAUCGUCCCUCCCGCCAGCACGUGGGUCUUCCCCACCUUGGGCAUCAUGCACUACAACAAGCAGGCCACCGAGUACGCCAAGGAGGAAGUGAAGAGGGUCCUGGGCACCCUGGACUCCCACCUGAAGACGCGGACCUUCCUGGUGGGCGAGCGCGUCUCGCUGGCCGACAUCACGGUGGCCUGCACUCUCCUCUGGCUGUACAAGCAGGUGUUGGAGCCGUCCUUCCGCCAGCCCUACGGGAACGUCAACCGUUGGUUUGUCACCUGCCUCAACCAGCCGCAGUUCAGGGCUGUCCUGGGAGAGGUGAAGCUGUGUGAGAAGAUGGCCCAGUUUGACGCUAGGAAGUUUGCGGAGAACCAGCCCAAGAAGGAGAAGCCGCCCAAGGAGGAGAAGAAGCAGCAGCAGCCCGAGAAGAAGCAGCCGCAGCCGCCGCCCGAGCCCGAGGAGGAGCUGGACGAGUGCGAGCAGGCCCUGGCCGCCGAGCCCAAGUCCAAAGACCCCUUUGCUCACCUCCCCAAGAGCCCCUUCGUCCUGGACGAGUUCAAGCGCAAGUACUCCAACGAAGACACCCUGACGGUGGCCCUGCCCCACUUCUGGGAGCAUUUUGACAAGGAGGGCUGGUCCAUCUGGUACGCCGAGUACCGCUUCCCCGAGGAGCUGGCGCAGACCUUCAUGAGCUGCAACCUCAUCACAGGCAUGUUCCAGCGCCUGGACAAGCUGCGGAAGAACGCCUUUGCCUCGGUCCUCCUCUUCGGCGCCGACAGCGGCAGCAGCAUCUCGGGCAUCUGGGUCUUCCGCGGGCAGGAGCUGGCCUUCCCGCUGAGCCCGGACUGGCAGGUGGAUUACGAGUCCUACAGCUGGCGGAAGCUGGACCCGGAGAGCGCGGAGUGCAAGACGCUGGUGCAGGAGUACUUCCUGUGGGAGGGCCGCUUCCAGCACGUGGGCAAAGCCGUCAACCAGGGCAAGAUCUUCAAGUGAGGCCGCGGCUGGCGCUGGGCCCGCUCCCCCCCCCAACGGACCUGCGGCGGCCCCCCCUGCUCCCGAGGCAGAGGCGUGGCGGUGUCUGGAGAUGUGCAUUAAACCCCCGCCUGUGCUAGUC